CGAUUACACUAUACAAACUACCCUGUGCAGUGCACCAUUUUCCUCCUUGUCUAACCUUAUCCCUUGAGUUAUCCUCAGCCAUCAUGGCGUCACUGCUCCUAGCAUCACCUCCUCCACUCUCCACUCGAUUGCACACUUCCACCUCUCACCUUUCCUUCUCUCACUCCCAAACUCUGUUCUCACCACUCUCCACGCCCUUCCCUUCCCUCUCAGCCUCUGCAACCUCCACGCUCUCCCCAACCCCUUCUGUGUACUGUGGCAGAGGAGACAGGAAAACUGCAAAGGGAAAGCGCUUCGCCCAUUCGUUUGGGAAUGCAAGGCCAAAGGACAAGAAGAAGGGUAGAGGGCCACCGAGGAUUUAUGCUCCACCGGUACCUUCCAAGAAAGACAGGUUCGAAGAUAAUGAGGUGGUGAAGAUUGAAAUUGACGAGUCCCUCUUUUCUGGCUGAUUUUAUUGGGGAAUUGUAAUUUUUGGGACAUUCAUGGUUUAGUUGUUGAUAUCUGAUUCCAUUGUGACAUACACAAUUUGGAUUUGGGUAAUGUUACAUCAGCUUUUGUAUUCAUAUCCUUGACGUAACUCUUUUAUUUCUCUCGUUUUUCUGCACUAUUUAUGAAUGACCUUGCUUUAGAGUUUUGGACAUGGGGAUUGGAUAGACUUGUAAAUAGUUAUUUUAAAAAAUAAAAAUAAAGGGUUCUUUUUUCUUA
Molecule: messenger RNA, 705 nt
Organism: Vigna radiata var. radiata (mung bean)
Lineage: Eukaryota; Viridiplantae; Streptophyta; Magnoliopsida; Fabales; Fabaceae
Product: 30S ribosomal protein S31, chloroplastic
Exons: 3
Coding region: 84-449 (121 amino acids)
Biological process (GO): plastid translation
Cellular component (GO): plastid; ribosome
Source: RefSeq, a predicted model, not a curated record